Sus scrofa (pig) is the source of this 2292-nucleotide messenger RNA. NCBI's taxonomy places the organism in Eukaryota, Metazoa, Chordata, Mammalia, Artiodactyla, Suidae. The record is from RefSeq and is a predicted model, not a curated record.
CCGGCGCGCCCUGACGUCACGUCCGGCGGCGGCGGCGGCGGCGACGGCGGCGUCGGCGUCUCUGCACGGCCGGCAGUGCACAUCCAGAGGCUUUCUCUUGCUACCCUGGUUUGGACUGGUGAGGGUGUCACUGCGGCCUUUCUCCCCUGCAAAGGACCAUGGACGGCUCCUUCGUCCAGCACAGUGUGAGGGUUCUGCAGGAGCUCAACAAGCAGCGGGAGAGGGGCCAGUACUGCGAUGCCACCUUGGACGUGGGGGGCCUGGUGUUCAAGGCACACUGGAGUGUUCUUGCUUGCUGCAGCCACUUCUUCCAGAGCCUCUAUGGGGAUGGCUCAGGGGGCAGUGUGGUCCUCCCCGCUGGCUUCGCAGAGAUCUUUGGCCUCCUGUUGGACUUUUUCUACACUGGUCACCUUGCUCUGACCUCAGGGAACCGGGAUCAGGUGCUCUUGGCAGCCAGGGAGUUGCGAGUGCCCGAGGCUGUAGAGCUGUGCCAGAGCUUCAAGCCCAAAACCUCAGUGGGACAGGUGCCAAGCGGCCAGAGUGGACUGGGAAAAGCUGGCCCCCGGGAUGUGAACAGCCACCUCAAGGAGCCAGCAGGCUUGGAGGAAGAGGACGUGUCGCGGACUCUGGGUCAGGUCCCCAGGGAUCAGGAGCUCAGUGGCAGUCCCAGCCCCCAGAGGCCCCAGCUCGGUCUCCCUGCUCAGAGCGAGAACCCCUCCUUCCUCCGUGGGAAACUCAAGCAGGCCCUGAAGCUUCAUCCCUCCGAGGACAAGGAGCCUGAGGAUUGCAAAGUGCCCCCAAGGCCCUUCGAGGCUGAAGGUGUCCAGCUGCAGGGCGGGAGUAAUGAGUGGGAAGUGGUGGUUCAGGUUGAGGACGACGGGGAUGGCGAUUACGUUUCUGAGACUGAGACUGAGGCUGUGCCAACCAGGAGGAAAUCAAACGUAGUGAGAAAGCCCUGUGCUGCUGAGCCGGCCCUGAGCACAGGCUCCCUGGCAGCCGAGCCUGCCGAGGACAGAAAAGGUACAGCGGUGCCGGUCGAAUGCCCCACAUGUCAUAAAAAGUUCCUCAGCAAAUAUUAUCUAAAAGUUCACAACAGGAAGCACACUGGGGAGAAACCCUUUGAAUGUCCCAAGUGUGGAAAGUGUUACUUUCGGAAGGAGAACCUCCUGGAGCAUGAAGCCCGGAACUGCAUGAACCGCUCGGAACAGGUCUUCACGUGCUCCGUGUGCCAGGAGACCUUCCGCCGGAGGAUGGAGCUUCGGGUCCACGCAGUGUCCCACACGGGGGAGAUGCCCUACAAGUGCUCCUCCUGCGCCCAGCAGUUCAUGCAGAAGAAGGACUUGCAGAGCCAUAUGAUCAAGCUGCACGGAGCCCCCAAGCCCCACGCUUGUCCCACUUGUGCCAAGUGCUUCUUGUCCCGAACGGAACUGCAGCUGCACGAGGCUUUCAAGCAUCGUGGGGAGAAGCUGUUUGUGUGCGAGGAGUGCGGGCACCGGGCUUCAAGCCGAAACGGCCUGCAGAUGCACAUCAAGGCCAAGCACAGGAACGAGAGGCCGUAUGUCUGUGAGUUCUGCAGCCACGCUUUCACCCAGAAGGCCAACCUCAACAUGCACCUGCGCACGCACACGGGCGAGAAGCCCUUCCAGUGCCACCUCUGUGGCAAGACCUUCCGCACCCAAGCCAGCCUGGACAAGCACAACCGUACCCACACUGGUGAGAGGCCCUUCAGCUGCGAGUUCUGCGAGCAGCGUUUCACGGAGAAGGGGCCCCUGCUGAGGCACGUGGCCAGCCGCCACCAGGAGGGCCGGCCCCACUUCUGCCAGAUCUGCGGGAAGACCUUCAAAGCCGUGGAGCAGCUGCGCGUGCACGUGAGACGGCACAAGGGGGUCAGGAAGUUCGAGUGCACCGAGUGCGGCUACAAGUUCACGCGCCAGGCCCACCUGCGGAGGCACAUGGAGAUCCACGACCGGGUGGAGAACUACAACCCACGGCAGCGCAAGCUCCGGAACCUGGUCAUUGAGGACGAGAAGAUGGUGGUGGUGGCCCUCCAGCCGCGCGAGCUGGAGGUGGGCUCAGCCGAGGUCAUCGUGGAGUCACUGGCCCAGGGCAGCCUGGCCUCCCAGCUCCCUGGCCAGAGACUGUGUGCGGAGGAGAGCUUCACAGGCCCGGGCGUCAUGGAGUCCUCGCUCAUCAUCACGGCCUCCAUCCCCGAGGACUGUGACACAUAGUCCCCUGCCCGCCUCAGCCCGCUGGGCCCCAGUCCCCAAUAAACCACGUGACUUUGGACUUGCA